Molecule: messenger RNA, 933 nt
Organism: Phyllopteryx taeniolatus (common seadragon)
Lineage: Eukaryota; Metazoa; Chordata; Actinopteri; Syngnathiformes; Syngnathidae
Gene: cldn8.1
Product: claudin 8.1
Exons: 1
Coding region: 57-842 (261 amino acids)
Biological process (GO): cell adhesion; bicellular tight junction assembly
Cellular component (GO): bicellular tight junction; plasma membrane
Molecular function (GO): structural molecule activity
Source: RefSeq, a predicted model, not a curated record
GACUCGACUCCUCGGCGCCGCAGUCGCUCCCGCAACUGUGUGGCGAGCAGGACGGGAUGGCCAACACGGCGCUGGAGAUCCUGGGUCUUCUUCUGACGCUCAUCGGGCUGAUCGGGGCGGCGGCCAGCACCGGCAUGCCCAUGUGGCGAGUCACGGCCUUCAUCGGCGAGAACAUCAUCGUGUUCGAGACCCGCUCCGAAGGCCUGUGGAUGAACUGCUUCAAGCAGGCCGAUAUCAGGAUGCAGUGUAAGGUGUACGACUCCUUGCUGGCCUUGCCCCCGGACCUCCAAGCGGCCCGGGGCCUCAUGUGCUGCGCCGUGGCCCUGGCCGGCCUGGGCCUGCUCGUCAGCCUGGCGGGGCUGCGGUGCACGUCGUGCGUCCGUAACAACGACCGAGCCAAGCGAACGGUGCUCGUCAUCGCCGGGUCCACGAUCAUCACGGCGUGCAUCUGCGUCCUGAUCCCCGUGUCCUGGACGGCUCACGUCAUCAUCCGCGACUUCUACAACCCCUUGCUGAUCGACGCCCAGCGGAGGGAGCUCGGGGAGGCCCUCUACAUCGGCUGGGUGGCCGGCGCCUUCCUUCUCGCCGGAGGAUGCGUGUUCACCUGCUGCAAUGUGCAGUCGGAAGGCAAAGAAACGAGGAGCUACGUCUACUCCAGAAACUCCGACUACGUGGCGUACCCUCCGCAGCCCGUCCAGCCCCUGCAGCCUCAGCAGCUGGUGCUGCUCCCCCAAGCUCGGGCCCAGCCGGUCCUGUCCAGACACCCCUCGACCAACUACAGCUACCAGUCCAGCUACCCGUCCAGGUAUCCGUCUGUACGCAGCGGGGUGGCCUAUCUCUGAACACUGACUGAAGUGAUGACUGCCACAAACAUGCCGUACGUUUUAUGUCAAAUAAUUUGCAAAAAACAUUUCCGUGAGUAAAUUAUCUUAU